Molecule: messenger RNA, 3272 nt
Organism: Oncorhynchus nerka (sockeye salmon)
Lineage: Eukaryota; Metazoa; Chordata; Actinopteri; Salmoniformes; Salmonidae
Product: EH domain-containing protein 1-like
Exons: 5
Coding region: 191-1777 (528 amino acids)
Biological process (GO): endocytosis; endosomal transport
Cellular component (GO): plasma membrane; cytoplasm
Molecular function (GO): protein binding; GTP binding; calcium ion binding
Source: RefSeq, a predicted model, not a curated record
UAGCUAUCUAUUUAAGACACGUAGAAAGCUAACCGGCUGGCUGGCUAGUACAUUUACUAAUUCAAACUUUCUACCUCAUCGGGGAGAGACACCGCACCGUUAUCCAGCGAUAUCAACAACUACCUUAUUGAACAUCUACCGUUGCAUUGAGAUAACAAGUACAUCUGCAAUAUUUUCGAAUUUGGGCACCAUGUUUAAAAGGGAUGGUAAGAAGGACCCAGAACUAUUCCAAAAUGUCUCUGAAGGGCUGAAAAAACUGUACAGGACCAAACUCUUUCCAUUGGAAGACACCUACCGCUUCCACGAUUUCCAUUCACCCGCUUUGGAAGAUGCCGACUUUGACAACAAGCCUAUGGUGCUCUUGGUUGGCCAAUACUCUACAGGUAAAACCACCUUUAUCCGGCAUCUAAUGGAGCAAGAUUUCCCCGGCAUGCGGAUAGGGCCCGAACCGACCACCGACUCCUUCAUAGCGGUCAUGCAUGGAGAGCAGGAGGGGCUGAUCCCAGGCAACGCACUAGUAGUUGACCCCAAGAAACCCUUCAGAAAACUCAACGCUUUUGGCAAUGCUUUUCUUAACAGGUUUGUGUGUGCUCAGAUGCCCAACGCUGUAUUGGAGAGCAUCAGCAUCAUCGACACCCCAGGAAUCCUGUCUGGAGAGAAGCAGAGGCUCAGCAGAGGCUAUGACUUUGCUGCAGUGCUGGAGUGGUUUGCAGAACGCGUUGACCGCAUCAUCCUGCUCUUCGACGCCCACAAGCUGGACAUCUCAGAUGAAUUCUCUGAGGUGAUCCGCGCCCUGAAGAACCAUGAGGAUAAGAUGCGGGUGGUUCUGAACAAGGCUGACCAGAUUGGUACGCAGCAGCUGAUGAGGGUCUAUGGCGCCCUCAUGUGGUCUCUUGGUAAAAUUGUUGGCACUCCAGAGGUGAUCCGGGUGUAUAUCGGUUCUUUUUGGGCUCAGCCGCUCCUGGUCCCAGACAACCGGAAGCUUUUUGAGGCUGAGGAACAGGACCUUUUCAAGGAUAUUCAGGGGCUGCCUCGGAAUGCUGCUCUGAGGAAGCUCAAUGACCUCAUCAAGCGGGCUCGCCUCGCCAAGGUCCACGCUUACAUUAUCAGCUCUCUAAAGAAGGAGAUGCCCAAUAUGUUUGGGAAGGAUAAUAAGAAGAAGGAGCUGAUCGCCAACCUGGGGGAGAUCUACACGAGGAUUGAGAAAGAGCACCAGAUCUCACCUGGAGACUUCCCCAAACUAGCUAAGAUGCAGGAGAUCUUGGCAAACCAGGACUUCAGUAAGUUCCAGGUGGUGAAGCCCAAGCUGCUGGAGGCCGUUGAGGACAUGCUAGCCAAUGACAUCGCCAAACUCAUGACCCUCGUCCGCCAGGAGGAGGCAGCCAUGCCCAGCCAGUCAGUCCAAGGUGGUGCCUUCGAGGGCACCAUGAAUGGGCCCUUCGGCCAUGGCUACGGCGAGGGUGCAGGCGAGGGCAUUGAUGAGCUGGAGUGGGUAGUGGCACGAGACAAACCCACCUACGAUGAGAUCUUCUACACCCUGUCUCCUGUCAACGGCAAAGUGUCUGGUGCCAUGGCCAAGAAGGAAAUGGUGAAGUCCAAGCUGCCCAACACAGUGCUGGGAAAGAUCUGGAAGCUGGCUGACGUAGACAAGGACGGUUUCCUGGACGACGAAGAGUUUUCCCUUGCCAAUCACUUGAUCAAGGUGAAGCUUGAGGGUCACGAGCUUCCCACUGACCUGCCAGAACACCUUAUCCCCCCCUCCAAAAGGGGACUGUAGAAUUGGAAAUCUGUCAUAUAUGGCAUUGGAAUAGGCCUGAACAAGUAGAAUGGUGCUUAGAGGUGUUUGGGAGAGCUGGGUGGGUGGAUGGGAUGAGCUAAAAGGGAAAGGGUUAGUAUUUUUGGCCAGGGUAAAUGUGACUGUUAAGUGGGUGUUUGAUAGCAAACCGCCUAGAUAAGGUGUUGUGGGGUAUGGGAAUGUGACAAAUUGUGGUGUUGGGGUUAAAGUAAUGUUAGCCUGUAUAUGACAAUUGGCAUAGUCCAUUCAAAAAUAGAAAGAGAAAUAAACAUGUUUAACUUAUUCAUCACCUGUGAAUCCCUGAUCUUUAUUAUUACUUAUAUUUCUCAUCCUUAUCAUAAGGCCUUUGAUGUCAUUUGUGCUCACAGUACAAUCACAUUUAAAUUUUUCUCAUUGGGCCAUGUCCAAAAGUGAAUUCAAUUUAUUCCUUUGAUAAAAAAUGUCUCGUAUAAGAGGGUUUGUAUACUUAUACAGGUCACUCAACAAAUCAAACGAUUAAAGAAACAAGGGACGCUCAAAACAAAUAUAUGCUGGGGAAAAUUGUAUUUAAUCCUUGUCUUCCAUUAAGUUCGAGUUUAGUCUAUUGUUUAUUCUACUUACAAACAUUUAAUCAAAAUAUAUAAUUUCUAAUCAAAACAAUGUGUAUGUUUAGCUUUUCUAAAGCCAUUAUAAAGCAAAGUGUUCUUUGAGUCUGAAAACAAGAGUUGCAGAAGCACAGGCACCCAUGGAAAGAGAAAAGUCUGAGCCUUUUGGGUAAAACACUGGAGUCCUCAAAGGAAUUGUGGCUUUAAAGUCUGAAGACCAGAGUUGCAGAAGUACAAAUAUAGGGCUACCUGUUGGCAGGGCAAAUAUUGGUCACCCCAUAAUGAAUGAUAACAAUAGACAAGGUAUUAGUGUUCUUCCCAGCAUGCCAAACACUUCUGCUUUGUUCUCUUGUGUAGACUCAACUGACAUGCAGAUGGUACAUCAACCUUACAUUAUCUGAACUUCUCAUUAAUUGACUAAUAAGUUCAGAUUGUUGUGCCUCAUAUUGUCACGGACUUGUAGAUUUAUUAGAUCACAGACAAACGUUUGUCUUGGACAACAUUUCCUAGCUCCUGGUGUCUUUAACAGCUGUCUCCUGUAAACCAUAUUUUGUCAAAUUAUGAAAUAUGUGACAUUUAAGCUACAUUUAGCCAUUUUUCAGUCAAUUUAUCAUAUGGAUUUUUUUUCUGAUAUUGUCCAGAUCUAGUUGGGCAUACAGUAUGAAUUAACAAAAUGUCUGAUCAAAUAUAUUUAUGGAAAACCAAUUAUCUGAUUUUAGGGGACAGACUAGCUUCAAAAUCCCAUUUUGAUCCCUGGCAGUCACAUCUUUGGUUAGCCUUUAAUGACAGGCGCUGUAGACGUUUUUGUAGAAGUGCCUCAACUUUACAGCUCUUAAAUGUUCAUAUGUACAUUGUUUUUAGUCUAUUUUGAAAUAAAAUUGUAUUAUAAUACA